Molecule: messenger RNA, 1376 nt
Organism: Erinaceus europaeus (western European hedgehog)
Lineage: Eukaryota; Metazoa; Chordata; Mammalia; Eulipotyphla; Erinaceidae
Gene: NPRL2
Product: NPR2 like, GATOR1 complex subunit
Exons: 11
Coding region: 102-1244 (380 amino acids)
Biological process (GO): cellular response to amino acid starvation; negative regulation of TORC1 signaling; positive regulation of autophagy
Cellular component (GO): GATOR1 complex; vacuolar membrane
Molecular function (GO): GTPase activator activity
Source: RefSeq, a predicted model, not a curated record
CCAGCCCUCCCCCUCCACGCGUGCGCAGGCGUGAGAGAGCGACCGCCGGGGUCUCCAGGCUGUUUCUGACAGGUGUUCCCGGGAGUCGGGUCGCUAGCGCCAUGGGCACUGGCUGCCGCAUCGAAUGCAUAUUCUUCAGUGAGUUCCAUCCCACUCUGGGACCCAAGAUCACCUAUCAGGUCCCUGAGGACUUCAUCUCGCGAGAGCUGUUUGACACCGUGCAGGUGUACAUCAUCACCAAGCCAGAGCUGCAGAACAAGCUCAUCACAGUCACAGCCAUGGAGAAGAAACUGAUCGGCUGCCCCGUGUGCAUCGAGCACAAGAAGUACAGCCGCAACGCCUUGCUUUUCAACCUGGGCUUCGUGUGCGACGCCCAGGCCAAGACCUGUGCCCUCGAGCCCAUCGUGAAGAAGCUGGCCGGCUACCUGACCACACUGGAGCUGGAGAGCAGCUUCGUGUCCACAGAGGAGAGCAAGCAGAAGUUGGUGCCCAUCAUGACCAUCUUACUGGAGGAGCUGAACGCCUCAGGCCGUUGCACUCUGCCCAUUGAUGAAUCCAACACCAUCCACUUGAAGGUGAUUGAACAGCGGCCUGACCCUCCUGUGGCCCAGGAAUAUGAUGUGCCUGUCUUUACCAAGGACAAGGAAGAUUUCUUCAACUCCCAGUGGGACCUCACCACACAACAGAUCCUGCCCUACAUUGACGGUUUCCGCCACGUGCAGAAGAUCUCAGCAGAGGCAGACGUGGAGCUCAACUUGGUCCGCAUCGCCAUCCAGAAUCUGCUGUACUAUGGUGUUGUGACACUGGUGUCCAUUCUCCAGUACUCCAAUGUGUACUGCCCAACACCCAAGGUCCAGGACCUGGUAGAUGACAAGUCCUUGCAGGAGGCAUGUCUGUCCUAUGUGACCAAGCAAGGGCACAAGAGGGCCAGUCUCCGGGAUGUGUUCCAGCUCUACUGCAGCCUGAGCCCCGGCACUACCGUGAGAGACCUCAUCGGCCGCCACCCCCAACAACUGCAGCGUAUUGAUGAACGGAAGCUCAUCCAGUUUGGGCUGAUGAAGAACCUCAUCCGGCGACUGCAGAAGUAUCCCGUUCGGGUGUCUCGGGACGAGUGGAGCCACCCUGCCCGGCUGUACACGGGCAGCCACAGCUAUGACGAGAUCUGCUGCAAGACAGGCAUGAGCUACCACGAACUGGACGAACGGCUGGAAAAUGACCCCAACAUUAUCACCUGCUGGAAGUGAGGCUGGUGUCGACUGCACAGCGCACCAGGCGGUGGCCACUCUCCUGUUGUGUGAAGGACAGGCCGGGAGACCUAUUCAUUCUGUCUCAAGGUUGUCCUCAGUCCUGUAAAUAAAAUCAUCCAUUUCCAUUUC